AUGACUGCAGUAACACUUUCAAUUUAUACGCAGACUGCUGGUGAGUGCAACCACAGUUGCCAUGAUGGCACCGUUCAGGGCAACCUUGAGGGGGGUGCUUACUCAUUGGUGUUUAUCGUGGGAUUCCUUGUCAAUGCUGCAGCUAUGUACGCCUUCAUUGCCAAACGGGGCCUCCGGAGUGAUACCGACGUCUACAUGUUCAACCUGGUUAUAGCUGAUUCUGCCCUCAUCUUAUUCCUUCCCUUCAGGAUCUAUGAUGCUUUCUUCUGCCUGAAGAUGUAUCGCUUGUGUACUUUCCUCAUAUCCGUACAUUACAUCAACAUGUAUGCCAGCAUCCUGACCACUACAGCCAUCAGCGUCCAGCGCUACCUGGCUAUAAGGUUUCCACUGCAGGCCAGAUCAUGGAGAAAGAAGAAACAGGCAGCUAUUUUUGUAUGUUUGGUCAUUUGGGGAUUAUUGGUGUGCAUAGCUGUAGGAUUCACAAAAACCUUUAAGCCUAACAAUCUCUGGAUGUGCUAUGAAAGAUGUCCGUGCAAGCCACUUCCUACAACACAUAUUGUUCUUAUUAUGUCUCUGGGCUACCUUUCCCCACUGAUGAUCAUUGUGUUCUGUUCCAGUCAGAUCAUCUUUACUUUGCUCAAGACGGAUGAAAUGACAGUAGAAAUGAAAAGCACAGUUGCCAUAGUAACAGCAAACAUGAUUGUGUUCAUUGUCUGCUACACACCGUUCCAUGUUGCCAUUCUUGUGAAAUACUUAAACCAUCCAGACAACACGUAUCAGCAUCAAAAUGAUCCUUAUCAAACAUUUUUAGCUGUGUCUGAAUCGCUUGCUGCCACAAACUGCUGUUUUGAUUCCAUCAGCUAUUAUUUUUUACUGAAACGGUUUUAUACACACACCAAACGGAGUGGAGGAACUUCCGCCACGCAAGACAGCAGCUUAGAGAUGGCUCAAAAUAAUAAUUAA
Scomber japonicus (chub mackerel) is the source of this 963-nucleotide messenger RNA. RefSeq names its product G-protein coupled receptor 35 b (gene gpr35b). Bases 1 to 963 code for a protein of 320 amino acids. Gene Ontology annotation, cellular component: membrane. The record is from RefSeq and is a predicted model, not a curated record. Lineage: Eukaryota; Metazoa; Chordata; Actinopteri; Scombriformes; Scombridae. The transcript has 2 exons. Gene Ontology annotation, molecular function: G protein-coupled receptor activity. Gene Ontology annotation, biological process: phospholipase C-activating G protein-coupled receptor signaling pathway; positive regulation of Rho protein signal transduction.